AGAAUUUGCACAACAAAUUAAAGCAAUGUAAGUACGAAAGGGAAAAAGGGCGAAAUGUAAUAUAGCACAGGCAAACAAAAUAAAAGAGGAAUUGAAGUUGGGGUUGGUACGGCAGUGAUGUGUGUGUCUACACUAGAAAGCGCCAGCAUGGGUUGCAAAUCAUGCAUGGCUUACACCUGUCUCCCCCAGCUCUGCAUAAACCUCUGCUCAUCACUCAUCACCGUUUCAACCUUCCACACCCAACAAAUUAAAGGGAGGAAAAGCAAAUCUGAUCUGCAGAGUAAGUGAAAAAUGGGGAAGCAGCAGAUGAGUGUGUUGGUGUUGGUGCUGGUGCUGGUUUUGGUCGCUUAUUGUGCGAGUGGAAGAAGAGAGUUUGAAGGAGAAGAGAGAAGUGGGGGGCAUAAAAAGAUGUUCAUUUUGCAUGAAGCGAAAGAGGUGGUGAGAACCGAAUCUGGAGAAAUCAAAGUGGUGAGAGGUAGUAGUGGAAGAUUGUUGCAUAUUGGGUUCAUCACUAUGGAGCCUCAAAGCUUGCUCAUUCCUCAGUACCUUGAUUCCCACCUCGUCCUCUACAUUAACCAAGGGGAAGCAAGGAUUGGACAUGUGUAUAAGGAUGAAUUGGCAGAAAGGAAAGUGAAAUCCGGAGAUAUCUACACAAUUGAAGCCGGCUCUGCUUUCUAUGUGGAGAACACAGCACAAGGGCAGAGACUCCAUAUCAUUUGCACCAUUGUUCACACCUCUCAGUCUGACUUCAGAGGGGCAGAUACUUUCCAGUCUUUCUUCAUUGGUGGCGGCAUGCAUCCUACAUCUGUUCUUGCCGGCUUUGAUCCUUACACGCUAUCAACCGCAUUGAAUGUUUCAAUGACAGAGAUUUCGGAAGUUGUGGGCACCAAAGUGUCGGGUCCAAUCGUGUCUUUAACAAACCCCAAUUACACUACACCCCGUUUCUUGGACCUUCACCUCAAGAGAAUUGUGCAUUAUUAUUCUACUGAUGCGGUGGCUGUGGGUGAAGUAGCGGAACAGCAGCAGCAUUAUUGGCCAUGGCUGUUCAUCAGGAAACUGUUCACCAAUCCCUUCUUCAGCAACAAGGACGAUGGAGAUGAUGGUGCUCCAGAUUCUUACAAUAUCUUCGACAGAGAUCCCGAUUUCAGUAACGACUAUGGGUGGAGCUUGGCUGUUGACGAAAACGAUUAUCCCCCUCUCAAAAUCCCCGACGUUACUGUUUAUCUAGUCAAUCUCAAAGCGGGAUCGAUGAUGGCGCCGCAUGUAAAUCCUAGGGCAAUAGAGUAUGGUAUAGUGUUGGAAGGGACGGGAGAAGUUGAGGUGGUGUACCCUAACGGGACGCUAGCCAUGAAUGCGCAGGUACGCCAAGGAGACAUGUUUUGGGUGCCGCGUUUCUUCCCGUUCUGCCAGAUAGCGUCGAGGAACGGGCCGUUCGUGUUCUUCGGGUUCACCACCUCGGCCAAGGACAACCAGCCGCAGUUCUUGGUGGGCGAGGGUUCAGUGAUGCAGUUGUUGAAAGGGCCGGAGUUAGCAGCGGGUCUUGGAUUGAGCGAGGAGAGGGUUGAGGAGAUUGUUGAGGCUCAACGUGGGCGUGCCAUCUUGCCCUCCGCCUAUGCCGCACCACCAGAGUCUAUGUAGUAUGUAGUAACUAUGAAUUAAUUAUAUAAUGUUAGAGGCUGCCUGCAUGAAUCCCAAUUCCAAGUUGUUUUUUCUCAUUUCGUUUGUAUCUUGAUUCUGUAUUUUCUUGGUGGAUGGGAGACUACUGUUUUCAAGUGGUAAUAUAACUAAGGUGUUUUUGUUUCA
Molecule: messenger RNA, 1803 nt
Organism: Ipomoea triloba (trilobed morning glory)
Lineage: Eukaryota; Viridiplantae; Streptophyta; Magnoliopsida; Solanales; Convolvulaceae
Product: vicilin-like seed storage protein At2g28490
Exons: 5
Coding region: 292-1638 (448 amino acids)
Source: RefSeq, a predicted model, not a curated record